This is a messenger RNA of Amyelois transitella, 2631 nucleotides long. It is a transcript of the gene Spt-I, whose product is annotated as serine palmitoyltransferase 1. The coding region runs from base 166 to 1521 and encodes 451 amino acids. NCBI's taxonomy places the organism in Eukaryota, Metazoa, Arthropoda, Insecta, Lepidoptera, Pyralidae. The record is from RefSeq and is a predicted model, not a curated record. Gene Ontology annotation, cellular component: endoplasmic reticulum. Gene Ontology annotation, biological process: ceramide biosynthetic process; sphingosine biosynthetic process. The transcript has 6 exons. Gene Ontology annotation, molecular function: serine C-palmitoyltransferase activity; pyridoxal phosphate binding.
AAUUCCGAGCUAGCUGAAAUUCUGACUGAGUCAUUUUAUAUUAAUAUCUGCGGCUGUAAUCAUCACAAAACAUUGAUAAAAAAUCAGUCGAGUCGUGCUCACGUGCGUGAUUAAUUCCGAUUCGACGAGGCUUACGAAGGUUCACUUGAUUUACAUCGUUGUAAAAUGAUUUUAAUAAACAUUUCGGAUAUGGCUAGUUGGUGGACACUAAUUAUAGGUGUACAAGUGAUAUUUAUAUCAUCAUACUUUUUUUGGGCCAAGAAAAGGUCUAAGAAAAGUUAUGAUCCCCUAUGUAACGGUAAACCAGUAGAAUGGAGGCCGAAACCACUAGUGGAACAUGACGUGAUUGUUGAAGAGCCACAGUUAAUGGGAAAAUUAGAUGAAAAUGUUUUAAAUAUUGGAGCUACAAGCUUUUUGUGCAUCGAGAAAGAAGAUUCUAUAACGAAAAAUGCCUUAAAAUCCUUGGAAAAGUAUGGGGUGGGAUCUUGUGGUCCGAGAGGCUUUUUUGGCACUAUUGAUGUGCAUUUGGAGUUGGAAGAGCGUCUUGCUAAGUUUCUGGAAGUAGAAGAGACAUGUGUAUAUUCUUAUGGCUUCACAACCAUAUCAAGUGCUAUACCGGCUUAUGCCAAGCGCGGUGAUAUUAUAUUUGUAGAUGAAAAAGUUUGGUUCGCUAUACAAAAAGGUUUAGAUGUCACGCGCAGUACUAUCCGAUACUUCAAACACAACGAUAUGGAACACUUGGAGCAGUUACUCUCGGAAGCAGCGAAAAACAGAGAGUUGAGUCCGAAGAGACGAGCGUUUCUUAUUGCCGAAGCAAUAUACUUUAAUACCGGAGAGAUGUGUCCUUUAAAAAAGUUGGUGGAAUUGGCAAGGAGGUACAAACUAAGGAUAAUGUUGGAUGAGAGUCUGUCUAUAGGGGUACUGGGUGAACACGGGCGAGGUCUGACCGAACACUUGGGUGUCCCGCGGGAUGAGAUCGACCUCAUCAUGGGCUCCCUGGAGCACUCCUUCGGGACCAUCGGUGGGUUUUGCGCGGGAUCCCAUUUCAUUGUGGAGCAUCAAAGGCUGUCUGGGUUAGGUUACUGCUUCAGCGCCUCAUUGCCGCCGAUGCUAACACAGGCAGCCAUUUCUGCACUCGACAUCAUGGAAGAACGACCGGUUAUAUUCGAGGAGCUUCAAGAUAUCUCGAAAAAACUGAGCAAAAUGCUGUCUAAUUUAAAACACUACAGAUUCAGAGGCGACCCGCUCUCACCUGUCAAACACAUUUAUCUCAACAAGGAGGAUCUGACCGACCGUCUCAAACAAACAUAUCUUCGGAACAUUGCCAAAUAUUGUUUAGAAAAAGGUAUCGCAGUAACUCCUGCGGCUUAUUUAGUUGACGUAGAAAUCAAUUGUCCAGAACCUUCGAUAAGGCUGGCUUCAAGUAGGAAGUUGAAUGAUGACAAUAUGACCUUGAUCUGUACGCUUUUAGAUGAGGCGUAUGAAAAUGUAGGGCCUAAACCAGAUAUAAGACCGCUUUAAGUGAUGCCUGAAUGUUAGGCUGCGACUACACUGAAGCGUAAUGGAGAUUUUUUGAGUAAUAGAUACAUAUACCGUUGAACUACAGAACAUUGUUUGUUAUUGUUCAGAUAUAUUUCAUUGUUAAAAAUAUAUAGUAGGUAAAUUAAGUGCCUAAUGUUAAAUAAUGGAUUAAAGUUUAAAUUACUAAGACCAGGAUAAUACUGUACGUCUCCUCUACGCCGAUGUGUGUUAUACUGUAUUUGCAUUUUUUUUCCAUUCAAUUUAAUUUAAAUAAGAUCAUCGAAUAAUUUCGCUGGCAAAAUUAUUGUACUCUACUUAAAUUAAACAUCGUUGUUACAUUUUAAGGGUUAAUUAUUUAUACAUUUUUAAAAUACUUAAUUGACUUAUGCGUUUGUAUGUCACCAUUUCUCUGGCUAUCAGCAAAUAAUUAGUGAGAUUGUUUUUUUUUUAAAUAUUCAUCGUCAAUUAUUCGUUUAAAGGUCAAAGGUUAAAACAAAUAGCGUUGUUGGUCAUUUUGAUUUUAUGAGGAAUCAGAUGAUUACAUAACAAACGACUACUGUAUAAGUAUAUAAUAUGAUAUAACUCCAAUUUAUCUGUAUGAUAAUUUUUUACUCAUAAAAAAUGGAUUAUAUAUGGAUUUAUAAGUAAAUCAAUCAAAAUGUCAUAUUUGUACAUCAUUCACCAGUAUUUACCACUUCUAUAGACUUAUAUUAUUAUCAAUUCUAUGGUUAAGUUCUGUUUUGCAUAAGUAUGUAUCUAUCAAAUGAAUAUAUUUUCAUGAAUGUUUUAUGUUUUUAUCAUUCCAGUAUUAAAGCUAAGAUAUUUUUAUUUUUAUUAAUCAUUUAAUAUAAGAAUAACGAGUAUUUAAUGUAUUUUAUUUUGUUUAUUAAUUUGUGAAAUAAUCAAAAGAGCCAUUUUUUGGUAAAUUAUUUAUUUGUCAAUUAUUGUACUCAUUUUAUCGAAAUAUAAUAUAUUAGGAUAUAUCUUGCAUUUACACAGCUGCAUUUCCUUUUAUUUUGUUUACAUAUUAAGUUAGGUAUUUCAUUCAAUGUAAAACUGCAUUUUACUAUCAAUAGUAAUUUUAAUUAUUGAAUAUUAAUAUAGCUAGGC